UCUCUCUCUCGCGAACUCAGAGGACUUCUUCUUUCGCAGCGACGCUGGAUACACCAAAGGCGCGUAGAGAAAGGGAAUGAUUGAAGAUUCUGCAAAACGUGGGGAAACAGACCUACUUAGGCAAAUAGUGGAAAACGAUCAGUCCAAGAAAAUAAUAGCUUAUGAUCAAGAGUACUAGUUCCUUUUCAAUGACCAAGGGCGAAGUGCAAGUUAAUCUCUUAGUAAAUUCAGCACCUCGGCCUUCCUUUGUUAGAGUUCAGGAGAUGGGUAUGGAAACUACCAAAAAUAACGUGAAAUCGAAUCAAGUGUUGAAAAAGAAAACAAGAAGGAGACGUAGGACGAAGAAAUCAAAUCUACUGCAAGAUAUUAGUCUAUCUGAUAACCUGCGUCAGGAAUAUGGUCAGAGUGACACUAAUCAUAUGCAUAGAUUGUCAACUUUAAGUCUAGUUGAUGAAAGAAGUGAUGAGAUAGUAGUUAUUUCAUCAGGAGCUGUUAAAACUAUGAAUGAAGUGGACCACAGCUCAGGGAUUUCAAAUAGGUCAAUUGUGAGAGCAUCUGUUUGUGAUAUAGAGAAAAAGCUUCUUAUUCUUGAUAUUAAUGGACUACUUGCGGAUAUAGUCUCUCCUCCUCCAAAAGGACUUGCAUCUGACAAACGAAUUGCAGGGAGGGCAAUUUUCAAGAGGCCCUUCUAUCUUGAUUUUCUUAAGUUCUGCUUUGAGCAUUUCGAAGUGGGUGUGUGGUCUUCAAGAUCCAAGAGAAUUGUGGAACGAGUGCUUGAUUAUCUGAUGGGUGAUAUGAAGCACAAGUUGCUGUUUUGUUGGGAUCUAUCCCAUUGCACUGCAACAGGUUUCAGGACUAUAGAAAAUAGGCAUAAGACCUUGGUUUUUAAGGAACUGAGGAGAAUAUGGGAAAAACACGACCCUAGUCUUCCAUGGGAGAAGGGCAUUUAUAAUGAAUCAAAUACAUUGUUGUUGGAUGAUUCCCCCUACAAAGCCUUGCUUAAUCCUGCACAUACUGCAGUCUUUCCUCAUCCAUACACGUUCCAACGAGGGAGCGACACUUCGUUAGGUCCUGGAGGUGAUCUUCGGGUCUAUCUGGAAGGGUUGGCUGCUGCUGAAAAUAUACAGGAGUUUAUAGAGCAAGAGCCAUUUGGCCAAAGUCCUAUUAAUGAAAGUAGUGCAUCUUGGCCCUUCUACCUCAGGGUUCUUAGUACGGUGUAUUCUGUAGAUACCACCAACGUGAACAACAUGACCUGUAAUUCUUCCGUUCUGCGUUAGGUAUGAGUUUUGCAUAUCUUAUAUUUUGCUCUUGCCAUCCUUCGUGCCUUAUGUGGAGCUUUGCUCUUAUCCCUUAAAGCCGUACUCUUCCAAAGCUUUGUCAAACAACUGGAGCUGGUGACUUGCCAAAACAGCCAUAGGUUAUAGAAAAAUUGACCCCACAAAAACUUGUAAUUGAAGCGUUUAUUGAAACAAACAUUGGAAAUUUACUUUCUGCUCCAUCCAUAUUGGAGAAUCUCUUAUGUCAUCCUUAUUUUUUGGUCAAGGAAUGGAACAGUUGAUUUCAUUUCCGGAUAUCAGAUAUUUAGUGAGCAAA
Molecule: messenger RNA, 1593 nt
Organism: Prunus dulcis (almond)
Lineage: Eukaryota; Viridiplantae; Streptophyta; Magnoliopsida; Rosales; Rosaceae
Exons: 7
Coding region: 162-1277 (371 amino acids)
Molecular function (GO): phosphoprotein phosphatase activity
Source: RefSeq, a predicted model, not a curated record